Messenger RNA from Rhincodon typus (whale shark), 2457 nucleotides. RefSeq names its product SUV3-like helicase (gene supv3l1). The record is from RefSeq and is a predicted model, not a curated record. Gene Ontology annotation, molecular function: hydrolase activity, acting on acid anhydrides; RNA helicase activity; ATP binding. The transcript is spliced from 15 exons. NCBI's taxonomy places the organism in Eukaryota, Metazoa, Chordata, Chondrichthyes, Orectolobiformes, Rhincodontidae. Gene Ontology annotation, biological process: mitochondrial RNA 3'-end processing; RNA catabolic process. The coding region runs from base 54 to 2378 and encodes 774 amino acids. Gene Ontology annotation, cellular component: mitochondrial degradosome.
CUGGUCUCGCGGAGCCGCUCUGUCUCCGCCCCAGGGCCGGCUCUGUGCUCAUCAUGUGGCUGAAUCGCAGCUUCAGGCUCCUGGGCCUGGUCCCGGGCCCACUCCGAGCCGCCGGUCGCCGCAUGGUCCGCGGGAGCGGCUCGAAAGGCCCCGACACCUCCCUGUUUGUGCCGCUAUCGCCCAGAGUGAGCCCUGGGCCCGAGGGAAACGUUGGAGCAGAACUGAGUCGGGACCUGGACAAGGGUGAAGCGCUGAAAGUGUUGAAUAAAUUCUACAAACGGAAAGAGAUGCAGAGACUGGGCAGUGAGAAUGGCCUUGAUGCUCGGUUAUUCCACCAGGCUUUCAUUAGUUUUCGAAAGUAUGUGAUGGAAGCUGAAUCUCUGAGUGUGGAUUUACACAUCAUCCUGAAUGAUAUCUGCUGUGGUGCAGGUCAUGUUGAUGAUCUCUUUCCUUAUUUCCUGAGACAUGCCAAACAAGUGUUCCCAAUGUUGGAUUGUAUGGAGGAUCUGCGCAAGAUCAGUGAUCUGAGGUUACCGGCCAACUGGUACCCUGAGGCCAGAGCAAUUCAGAGAAAGAUCAUCUUCCACGCUGGGCCAACAAACAGUGGAAAAACACAUCAUGCCAUUCAGAGAUUCUUAGCAGCUAACUCUGGAGUCUAUUGUGGUCCUUUGAAACUGCUUGCACAUGAGAUCUAUCAAAAGAGCAAUGAUGCUGGGGUGCCGUGUGACUUGGUGACUGGAGAAGAGCGAAGCUUUGUGGAUCCAGACGGGAGGCAGUCAGCCCAUGUUGCUUGUACUAUUGAAAUGUGCAGUGUAACAACACCAUAUGAAAUUGCCGUGAUUGAUGAAAUCCAGAUGAUCAAAGAUCCUUCCAGAGGCUGGGCCUGGACCAGGGCACUGUUGGGACUUUGUGCAGAAGAAAUCCAUAUCUGUGGUGAAGCUGCGGCUAUUAACUUGGUGAUGGAGUUGAUGUUUGACACAGGAGAAGAGGUUGAGGUUGAAAGUUAUGAGCGGCUAACUCCCAUGACUGUUCUGGACACUGCACUGGAGUCACUGGAUAACCUGCAUCCUGGUGACUGUAUUGUGUGCUUCAGUAAAAGUGACAUCUAUUCACUGAGUCGACAAAUUGAGGCUCGCGGACUGGAAUGUGCAGUGAUUUACGGCAGUCUUCCACCUGGAACAAAACUGGCUCAAGCAAAAAAAUUCAAUGACCCUGACGAUCCCUGUAAGAUCAUGGUCGCUACUGAUGCCAUUGGAAUGGGUUUGAAUCUGAGCAUAAAACGCAUCAUUUUCAAUUCCCUCGUGAAACCAAAUAUCAAUGAGAAAGGAGAGAAAGAAAUGGACCGGAUAACCACGUCACAGGCCCUACAGAUUGCUGGCAGAGCUGGCAGAUUCCGCUCAGCUUUUAAAGAAGGGGAAGUUACUACAAUGAAUCGGGAUGACCUUCCUGUGCUGCAAGAAAUCCUGAGUAAGACCGUCGAACCUAUUGAGGCAGCAGGAUUGCAUCCCACAGCAGACCAGAUAGAGAUGUUUGCCUACCAGCUGCCAGAUGCCACCCUGUCAAACUUAAUCGACAUAUUUGUGAGCCUCUCACAAGUCGAUGGACUAUACUUUGUGUGCAACAUUGACGAUUUCAAGUUUCUGGCUGAUAUGAUUCAGCAUAUCCCACUGAAUCUCCGUGUGCGAUAUGUCUUCUGCACUGCACCAAUCAAUAGGAAGCAUCCCUUUGUCUGCACCUCCUUUCUAAAGUUUGCCAGACAGUUCAGCAGGAAUGAGCCACUGACGUUUGAGUGGUUAUGUCGACACAUUAACUGGCCAUUGGUACCACCGAAAAAUAUCAAAGACCUUGUACACUUGGAGGCUGUGCAUGAUGUAUUGGAUCUGUACUUAUGGUUAAGUUAUCGGUUCAUGGACAUGUUCCCAGAUGUGAGUCUUGUGCGAGAGAUCCAGAUCGAGCUGGACAGCAUCAUACAGAUUGGAGUAAAGAAUAUCACUCGUCUGAUCCGUGCUUCGGAUUCCAUCUCCACGACGAUUGCUGCAGGAGCUGAAGAUGCUUCUGUCCAUGGAGGAACAUGGACAAAUGAGAGGAUAAACAUGGAGGAUGUGAAUUCCAAGGGUCAAGUCUACAUUGGAUCUAGACGGAUUCGAGGGUCUAAAACUUUAGGCUACAGAGCAGAGGAUUAUAAAGCAGAAAUACCUGGGAAAGCUGGUGACUCUCUGAGUGCCAGGCUGGUUCAGCAAGGACAUUUGACAGCUGAAUUAUUGCAGCAGCUUCAGGAGGAGUGGGCAGCCAGCCAUGGUCUCCAAACACCCAGAAAUGCCACGACCCAAGAACCAAGUAAAAUCACAUCCAAAGGAUUGAGGAAGAAAAAGAAAUAAAUUCAGCAUAUUUAUUCUACUCUGAAUAUGUUCUCUCCACUUUAAACAAUAAAGAAGUGAUUGGACUAGGUGCAAAAUA